UGGGCAAUGGUUGGCAGGCACCCCCCUCCUAAAGACACAGGGAAACUGAGAGAGGAGAGAGCGGGCUGUUGAGGGCAGUAGGCAAGAGAGAGUCAGAGAGUGAGAGUGGAGUCGUUUUGCUGUGGCUCCUCAGUAAACCCAAGUUGGAGACAGAGGGCAUUGUAUUGACAGCAGCAUGAUCCUUAUCACAUUUGGACUCUAUCUUCCACUAUUGUUUUGUUAUGUCUUGUCUCAGUCCUCUUUCCUGGACAAUAUUCUCUCAUUCCCAGCAGCUCUCCAACAACAACCUGCCGUGGACCAGCAGAGGAAAUUCAACCCCUGCUGUUUACUGAGUCCACCCCCGCCCCCCCUAUUCCCUCCUCCUCCCUCACUGUGGCACCCCGGUGGUCAUAAUGAGGAGACCAGUACGGGAGGUAAUCACAGACCAGAUCCAGAUACAGGGACGGAGCUGAAAGGGCCCAGCUGUGUCCCAGGCCCCCCUGGCCCCAACGGACCCCCCGGUCCUCAGGGUCCAGCUGGGCUACCAGGUCUGACGGGACCAAAAGGUGAAAAGGGAGAACUGGGACGACCUGGACAAAAGGGUCGGACGGGGCCUCCAGGUCUCCCGGGGCGCCAGGGACCAGCCGGGUGGCCAGGACCAAAUGGGCCCAAGGGGGAGAAGGGAGAUGGUGGAUUGAUGGGAAUACCUGGAGCAAGAGGACCUCUUGGACCUAAGGGUUUACCUGGAUACAAAGGAGAAAAGGGUUCCCGUGGUGACCGUAGUGAGAGAGGGAUGAAGGGAGACAAGGGCACAAUGGGCUUCCCUGGAAUGCUUGGACAGAAAGGGGAAAUGGGUCCAAAGGGAGAACCUGGAAUAUCAGGGAAUAGAGGACCGACGGGCAGACCAGGGAAGAGGGGCAAACAGGGAGGGAAGGGCGACAAUGGGAUUAUUGGCCCUCUAGGUCCAGCAGGUCCUCAGGGGUCCCCAGGCCACCCUGGUCCCCCAGGUCUCCCAGCCUCAGGACUCUACGUGGUUGGAACGAAAGGUGAGAGGGGGCUACCAGGUCUUCCUGGACCUUGCAGCUGUAACUCCAUUAGUGUGAAGAGUCCACAGUUUGAUGAACAUAGUUCCAGGAGCGACUACGCCAAAGUGCCAGCGAUAUUUGUGGUAAACAGUCAAGAAGAACUAGAUGGUCUUCAUACGGACAAUGCCCUAGCCUUCCGGAAAGACCAGAGAUCGCUUUACUUCAAAGACACCAGCGGAUGGCUGCCCAUUCAGACUUCUUUCUUCCAGCUGACGCCGUUCCAGUCUACGGAGAACGCUCCGGAACAGGAGGGUUACUGUGGCGACGGGAUCGUUCAGAUCCCCAAUGGGGAGGAAUGUGACGACGGGAAUAGGAUUGUCACCGACGGCUGCGUCAAGUGUAAACAUGCUUACUGUGGAGAUGGUUAUCGCUACGAUGGGGCCGAGGAAUGUGAUGGAAAGGACUUUGGCUAUCAGACAUGCAACUCAUAUCUCCCAGGGUCUUAUGGUCGUCUCAGAUGCACUCCGUACUGUGUCAUUGACUCUACAAACUGCAAGUAUUUCACAUGAGGAGGAACCUGGACACAGCAGUGGGAUCCUUCUUGUCUUGUUUGCUUUGGUACUGAACAGGAUGACGGUAAUGCAAAUAAAAGAUCCACAACAACACUGCAAACAAGAGACUCAAAAAGGAAGUGUUGACAAACUGGACUAAGCCUGACAAAAUAACUAAAACUACACACACUAACUCUGUUGUAUCGCUGCUGAAGCCAUGUAGCUCCCGAGGAGGGGAGCCGGGGCCAGUAAAACGCCCCCUCAUCCAUUCGCACUGGACAAUUUCACUUUGUCUUAAAUAAAACUCAACUCAAGACUGAAGAGGCUCUGCCCACCUGGUAGGACCAGCCGCUGAACGAGAGGCGGUCAAAUGAGAGACAGCCAUGAAGGGAGAGACAUCCAAUGGGAAAGCUCUGAGAAAGUGAGAGAUUUGUGGGUGGAGCCGGAAGCCAUAUUUACCUCGACGUAGCACUGUUAAAGAAAAGAGAACCAGGUCUGAACAAUCAGAAGUAGGGUGCUGUGUAUUUUACUGCAACGUCAAUGACAUCAUGUACUGUAGCAUUUGCAUGAGGCUGAGAUUGCUGUGAGACCAUGGCCACAGAUGUCAUUACCUAGGCAUUUAACCAAUCACAAUACUUACUAUCGUUGUCAUGAGCUUCGUACUGUGUAUAUAUAGUAGGUAUACGUCUCCAAUUGUACGUAGGGAGUAUAUUGUAUGUUAUAAUUGUACUAAUCAGGACAGCAGGGGCAUGUUAUAAUGAUACAGUAUUCAGGAGGAUUCUGAGAGCCUUGGUCAGUCUGUACUGAAGCCUUGGUCAGUCUGUACUGAAGAGGCAGAUCUUAAGCCUUGGUCAGUCUGUACUGAAGAGGCAGAUCUUAAGCCUUGGUCAGUCUGUACUGAAGAGGCAGAUCUUAAGCCUUGGUCAGUCUGUACUGAAGAGGCAGAUCUUAAGCCUUGGUCAGUCUGUACUGAAGAGGCAGAUCUUAAGCCUUGGUCAGUCUGUACUGAAGAGGCAGAUCUUACGCCUUGGUCAGUCUGUACUGUAGAGGCAGAUCUUAAGCCUUGGUCAGUCUGUACUGAAGAGGCAGAUCUUAAGCCUUGGUCAGUCUGUACUGAAGAGGCAGAUCUUAAGCCUUGGUCAGUCUGUACUGAAGAGGCAGAUCUUAAGCCUUGGUCAGUCUGUACUGAAGAGGCAGAUCUUAAGCCUUGGUCAGUCUGUACUGAA
Messenger RNA from Oncorhynchus tshawytscha (Chinook salmon), 2781 nucleotides. RefSeq names its product collagen-like tail subunit (single strand of homotrimer) of asymmetric acetylcholinesterase (gene colq). Gene Ontology annotation, molecular function: heparin binding. The record is from RefSeq and is a predicted model, not a curated record. The transcript has 16 exons. Lineage: Eukaryota; Metazoa; Chordata; Actinopteri; Salmoniformes; Salmonidae. The coding region runs from base 176 to 1573 and encodes 465 amino acids.